AUGAGACUCCAACUGCUCCUUUGUAUCGUGUUUGAUCUGCUGGCGAGCCUCCUCCCCGCCGGCGGGCAGAGGCCAGCCAACCUGGCCCUGCGCAGGAAGCUCCACCGGCACGGCUGCUCCCACCGGCGCUGCAUGCCGCUCCACUCCAGGGUGCCCUUCCCCUGA
This is a messenger RNA of Pygoscelis adeliae (Adelie penguin), 165 nucleotides long. Its product is annotated as apelin receptor early endogenous ligand-like. Lineage: Eukaryota; Metazoa; Chordata; Aves; Sphenisciformes; Spheniscidae. The coding region runs from base 1 to 165 and encodes 54 amino acids. Gene Ontology annotation, molecular function: apelin receptor binding. The transcript is spliced from 2 exons. The record is from RefSeq and is a predicted model, not a curated record. Gene Ontology annotation, biological process: apelin receptor signaling pathway; heart development.